AUGGAGGAUCUGGUAGCUGAUGCUGAGCAGCAGCUGGCUUCAGAGCCAAAGUAUAUCUCCAGUCGCUUGGAUGUUCCUGCCGUUAUCGUUACCAGUGAAAUCAGCCCCUGGUCGAAGUCGGGUGGUCUUGCCCUGGUCACAGCCUCGCUAGCGCUAGAGCUGGCUGGAAGGGGUCGGCGCACCAUGGCAAUCAGCCCAAUGUACGACAAUUUUGCAAACUGCAACUACAUUGCGUCGAAAAAGAUUUGGCUUUUUCAUGGAGAGCAUGAGGUGAAGUACUAUCAUCUAUGGCAACCGCUGGAAGUCGAAGGAAGUAAAGGCGUGGAUUAUGUCUUUGUCGACCACCCUUGCUACCAUCGGCCCGGAGGUCUGUAUUACAACGCACAGGAGGGCGUCGAGUAUGCUGACAAUUUGUUUCGCUUCGCGCUCUUCACACUCGCAGCAUUAGAGGCUCCGUGCUGCGUUGCACCCGGCGGUGCAGCUUAUGGUGAGCGAGUAAUGUUCAUUGCAAAUGACUGGCAAAGCGCGCUGCUUCCAGUUUAUCUGACACAUCGGUUUCGACCGGAGCACAGGUUCGACCAAUCUCGCUGUAUUUUCAUUGUGCACAACUUUGGUUACCAGGGGAUCUACCCGUGCAACAAGUUGGAACCAAACCCAAGGGGCACCUUGCCCAUUAUCAUGAAGAACGUGGACAUUUAUGACUUUGGUUUGAAUGACACUGGCGCUUACGAGCACAUGAUCUACCAAUAUCCACCAUGGGAAAGGUCAUACGAUGGUGAUGAUGGCAACGUUUGGAAUUUGACAAAGGGUGCGGUUCUGACUUGUGACAGAUUGUUGACCGUCUCGGAAGGCUAUGCGUCCGAGAUGAAGACGCCUGAAGGUGGGUUUCGACUUGACGAGCUGGUCAAGCAGAAAGAGUUUUUCCUUAGUGGCAUCUUGAAUGGGAUAGAUGUCGUCACGUGGAAUCCGCGGUCAGAUCCGCACUUGGUCAUGCAGUACGACUUGGGAUCUAUAGUAGAUGGCAAGGUCUCCUUCGUCGGCCGGCUGACCGAGCAGAAGGGGGUCGACCUCAUCCUCGAGGCAACCGACUGGAUGAUGCAGGACACGGGAAACAACGUCACCGGCCACAUUCAGGUUCUGAUGAUGGGCAAUGGCGACGAAGUGUACGUCAGAGGCCUGGAGGAAGCGUCACGUCGUUAUCCUGGUCGAUUCUCCGGGAUUAGCUUCGAUCCGGUCGUAGAGCACCUCCUGUACGCCGGCAGUGAUUUCCUCUUGAUGCCAUCAAGGUAUGAGCCAUGUGGAUUGCCUCAGAUGUGCGCCCAGCGGUAUGGGACCAUUCCCAUUGUCACGCUGUGUGGCGGCUUGAAGGACUCCGUAGUUGUUGCUCCUCCAGAAGAAGCUACCGGGUUCGGCAUAUUACCCUUGGCCUUCGACAAAUUCAAAGAAGUUGUGUACAAAGCUUGCGAUGCGUGCCUUUGCCUGCAUCGUUGCCCUGUUACGCUGAUCCGAGACCCAUGUUCAGUGUGA
This is a messenger RNA of Symbiodinium natans, 1527 nucleotides long. Lineage: Eukaryota; Dinophyceae; Suessiales; Symbiodiniaceae. The record is from the annotation of a GenBank genome assembly.